Clonostachys rhizophaga is the source of this 1629-nucleotide messenger RNA. The record is from the annotation of a GenBank genome assembly. NCBI's taxonomy places the organism in Eukaryota, Fungi, Ascomycota, Sordariomycetes, Hypocreales, Bionectriaceae.
AUGGCUUCCACAGACGCAAUUCUCAAUGGUGUCUCCAUCCUCGGCAAGGUCGACGAUGCGCACCGCAAGAUUCUGACACCCGAGGCCCUGGCCUUCCUGGCACUCCUGCACCGCUCUUUCAAUGGCACUCGCAAGUCCCUGCUUGAGCGCCGCAAGCUGCGACAGGCCGAGCUUGACCGUGGUGUCCUGCCCGACUUCCUGCCAGAGACGAAGCACAUCCGUGAGAACAGCACAUGGAAGGGAGCUCCCCCCGCACCCGGUCUCGUUGACCGCAGGGUGGAAAUCACCGGCCCUACUGACAGGAAGAUGGUGGUCAACGCCCUCAACGCCAAUGUGUACACUUAUAUGGCUGAUUUUGAAGACUCAAGCGCCCCAACUUGGGACAACAUGAUCAAUGGCCAGGUCAACCUGUACGACGCCAACCGUCGCCAGGUCGACUUCAAGCAGGGUCCCAAGGACUACAAGCUCCGCACUGACCGCACUCUGCCUACCCUCAUUGUGAGGCCUCGUGGCUGGCACCUCAACGAGAAGCACGUCACCGUUGACGGCGAGCCCAUUUCCGCCUCGCUCUUCGACUUCGGCCUGUACUUCUUCCACAACGCCUUUGAGACCCAGCGCCGCGGCUUCGGCCCGUACUUCUACCUCCCCAAGAUGGAGAGCCACCUCGAGGCUCGCCUGUGGAACGACGCCUUCAACCUCGCCCAGGACUACAUCGGCAUGCCUCGUGGCACCAUCCGCGGCACCGUGCUGAUCGAGACCAUCCUGGCCGCCUUCGAGAUGGACGAGAUCAUCUACGAGCUGCGCGACCACAGCUCGGGUCUCAACUGCGGCCGCUGGGACUACAUCUUCAGCGUCAUCAAGAAGUUCCGCCAAAACUCCAACUUCGUCCUCCCCGACCGCUCCGCCGUCACCAUGACCGUCCCCUUCAUGGACGCUUACGUCAAGCUGCUCAUCCAGACCUGUCACAAGCGCGGCGUCCACGCCAUGGGUGGCAUGGCCGCCCAGAUCCCCAUCAAGGACGAUAAGGAGGCCAACGACCGCGCUAUGGAUGGCGUGCGCGCUGACAAGCUCCGUGAGGUCCGCGCCGGCCACGACGGCACCUGGGUCGCCCACCCCGCCCUCGCCAGCAUCGCCACCGAGAUCUUCAACAAGCACAUGCCCACUCCCAACCAGCUGUUCGUCCGUCGCGAGGACGUCAAGAUUGGGCAGAACGACCUGCUCAACAUGAACGUGCCUGGCACCGUCACCGAGGAGGGUAUCAAGAAGAACCUGAACAUUGGUCUGGGUUACAUGGAGGCCUGGAUCCGCGGUGUCGGCUGCGUCCCCAUCAACUACCUCAUGGAGGAUGCCGCGACCGCCGAGGUCUCCCGCAGUCAGCUCUGGCAAUGGGCCAAGCACGGCAUCACCACCGCUGAGGGCAAGAAGGUGGACAAGGCCUAUUCCCUCAAGCUUCUCAAGGAGUGUGCCGACGCACUGGCCGCCAACGCCCCAGCUGGCAACAAGUUUCACCUCGCGGCGCAGUACUUCGCCGGCGAGGUGACUGGCGAGGACUACGCCGACUUCCUGACAACGUUGCUGUACGACGAGAUCACCCAGGUUGGGGCCACCAGAGCGCCAUCGAAGCUGUAA